Molecule: messenger RNA, 1655 nt
Organism: Chondrus crispus (carragheen)
Lineage: Eukaryota; Rhodophyta; Florideophyceae; Gigartinales; Gigartinaceae
Exons: 5
Coding region: 36-1625 (529 amino acids)
Biological process (GO): nucleotide catabolic process
Molecular function (GO): hydrolase activity
Source: RefSeq, a predicted model, not a curated record
CCCGGCGCCCUGAAUGCCUCCUGGAACUUGCUGUUAUGCCUGUCGCCUUUCUUGUCCGGGUGGCCUUGCUCCUCGCUGGAGCUGGGGCUCUUCAUAUCUGUCAUCACAAUGACUUUCACGCUCGGUACACACAGAUAAACAAGUACAACUCUCACUGCCAUGCUCAAGAUGCGGAGGAUGGCAAUUGUUUUUCCUCACUGGCCAGGCUCCAGUCCGCCAUGAAGAUGGCAGACUGCGAUGUACGGGUCUUCGCCGGUGAUUUCGUGCAGGGCUCCAUUUACGACUCCGUCUUCGGCACUGGCCUCGCCAUAGCAGCCUACAACGCGGUCGGCUACGACAUUGUUACAUUUGGAAACCACGAAUUUGACAAUGGCGCGCAACCAGUCUACGACACAAUUCUGGGGACUCCCAACAUAACAUGGCUUUCUUCCAACGUCUUCUUCGACUCCGCGCCUCCAGGUUUGUCUAUCAAGCGAGUUCACGAGGCUGCCGACAUCUGUUGGAUAUCCGCCCUUACGCAAUCCACAGUAGACAUUUCGAGCCCCGGCCCAAGCGUAUUUAUCCAUGACCCGGUCUCUGCCAUGUACGAUGCGCUUGCGUCUUGCUCGCAGACUGAUAACGUCGUUGCCGUCACCCAUGUGGGCUAUGAACAAGAUGUAGAGUUGUGCCACGCAGUGCCUGAGCUCGACCUUAUCAUCGGCGGUCAUUCUCAUACAGACUUAUCUGAAGGACCGUACCCGUCCCCAGUCCGGCGUGAGGAUGGGUCUAUUUGCUGGGUGGUCACGGCUUCAGCCUAUGGAAGGUAUCUCGGCGUGCUCAACGCUUCUUUUAAGGAUGGAAAGCUCAAGGUUGAAGCAGAUACUUAUCUGCCACUUGACAACCGCGUUCCACUCGAUGCCGAAGUCAAUGCUAUGAUUGGAGGCUACACAGAGCGACUAGCGGCUUCAGUGAAGCAAGUCAUCGGCUACUCUAAUUCACCGAUUGAUGGUUCGCGCUCAUCAUGCCGUUCACGAGAAUGCGCCAUGGGGAAUCUGGUGUGUGAUGCGAUGCUGGCGUACGCAGGUCCUAAGCAGGGCGCUGACAUAUGCAUUCAAAACGGGGGCGGUUUACGCGCCUCCAUUGACAAGGGCGAUGUGACAAUCGAAGAAGUCUUUGAGGUUUUGCCGUUUGGAUUGGUGCAUACUGUGUUCAAGGUGCCCGGGGCGGGUCUCGUUCAGGCGCUGGAAAUUGGUUUUUGCGCUAUGGACAACACGGACGCUUCAGGGCGAUUUCCGCAGGUUGGUGGAAUGGCUGUGACAGUUGAUUAUUCGAAGCCCUCUGGGAAACGAGUAGUGAGUGUUGUUAUCGGCGACGAAGCCGUUGACAAUGAACGGAUUUAUACGGUUGUCACAAACUCGUUCUUGGCAGGUGGGGGAGACAACUACAAGUGGGACGGUGCGACCGAUUUUGAAAUUGAUGGCAUUGGGCUUGACAAACUAACAGGAGAUUAUAUUCGAGCUCAUAACCCGUACAGUCCAGCAACAGAAGGAAGAAUACGAAACAUUGCUAACAUUGCUGUGGCAAAGCAGCAGCCAUUGAAACCCGACAUAGAAAAUGUCUUUAACCACAAUGUAGAGUACUUGUAAAGAAACUAUCCGCUGUACAGACUUAAAAAA